AUGUCUAUUACUCAAUUGGCCGCGGGGACCGCGGCCGCAGGUCUCAUUAAAGUACUCAUACCGGGAAAGUUAGCUAUUGGGACGAAUCUUGCCCCGGGUGUCUCUGUCGUCCAAGGGUUCUUUAUUGAGGUCCUCUUGACGGCGCAAUUGAUGCUUGCGUUCUUUUUGCAUCGUGCGACAUAUAUUGCGCCGGUCGGUAUCGGACUUUGCUUUUUCGUUUGUCAACUCUUUGGUGCCUAUUUCACUGGAGGUUCGCUCAGCCCUGCUAGGUCCUUUGGACCGGCGAUCGUUAUGGGCGAUUUCCCGAGCUACCAUUGGAUCUAUUGGGUCGGACCUUGCCUUGGAGCAGCCCUCGGGGCGGGAGUUUACAAAAUUCUGCUCUUGGUCAAUUACGAGACGCUCCACCCCGGCCAAGACGACGAUGGGCUUUCUAUCAUCCGCUGUGAGGUUGGCUGCGGGGGGGAUCUGAAGCUCGGGCAAACUCAGGGUGAAGGGCGGAUAAUUUCUGGCCCGAGAGGGGCAUCCAAGCCAGCCGAUGAGAAUGUUUAA
Tuber melanosporum (Perigord truffle) is the source of this 549-nucleotide messenger RNA. RefSeq lists its product as uncharacterized. The transcript is spliced from 4 exons. The record is from RefSeq and is a predicted model, not a curated record. Gene Ontology annotation, biological process: transmembrane transport. Gene Ontology annotation, cellular component: plasma membrane. Gene Ontology annotation, molecular function: water channel activity. Lineage: Eukaryota; Fungi; Ascomycota; Pezizomycetes; Pezizales; Tuberaceae. The coding region runs from base 1 to 549 and encodes 182 amino acids.